GUUGCCUGGCAACGGAGGAACGUGGCCUUGUUUUGACAAAAACAAAACCCGGACAGAUAGGUGCUUCUCUUAGUUGAUCUGCCUACUGUAUUAAAGCAUCAAAAUUCCUGAUAUAGAAGAUAAAAGGUGUUUCAGACCUGCAAACUCACACUUAGCUGAAAAUAUGGCAAUGGGAGAAAUGCCCCAGCCAUCCUAUGAGCAUAUGGAAGAAAACCGGUCCAGAAGGCAGACUCUCCGAAUGCCCUUGAAACUCUUGGAUCCCGGCCGGUCGAAACUGACUACUGUGGAGACCAAGAGGAUCAUAUCUGUGUUGGAUGAGACCAUCUUUAAAGUGGAGUUGGUCAGUGCAUUUUCUCAUGUUAUUGAAAACCUCGAGGAACUUAGCCCAGCACUGGGACCUGAACUUACAGAAGCUCUUAAGGAACAUCAGCGUCUUUCCAAUGUUAUGGAAGCUAUUCUCGCGCACCUUGAAGAAGAAGGGAUUUUGCAGAAGGGUACUAGCAAAGGGGUUGUGUAUGGUGCUGAAGAUCCAGCAGGACAUCUUGAUUUGCAUACCCAAGGCUUAAGAAACUCUGUCCGAAAUAUUGUGCGCCUGUGCUAUGCCAAUCCCAUAGCUUGUCAGGCAGUAAGAGAUAUUGCCCACAUGAGGCAUCCAUCAAACAGCCAGUUCAUUAAAUGCCUCUCGGACCUCAGAGGAUUCUUGUUUGAGAGGCUUCUGACAACCCCGUUAGAAGAAAGAGAGAAAAAUCAGUUUCUGGAUGAAAUCUCUAAGCGAGACAAGAAGAAUACAGAGAUGAUAGCUGCUUUGGAGGAGGAACUGGCUGCCGCAAUCCAAAAUCGUGAUGAUGAGAUCUCCAGGAAGAAUGCUGCAAUCAAGGACCUUAAAGUUCGCUUGCACAAUCUGUCCAAAUGCUCUGAAAGCCAAACCCAGCGCCUCCGGACCGAUACAGAGAAGCAACAGAAGGCAGAGCUGCGUUCAUCCCAGACCAAGUGCUCCAAAUUACAGCAGGAGUUGAAUCAGCUCAGAGCCCAACUGAAUGCCCUCAUCACUGAGGAUCGAGAGUCAGAGCUGGCUCUCCGAAAGAAGAAAUACAAAGUGGAGAUGGAGAUUGAGAACUGGGUACAGAAGUAUGACAUGGAGAUGCUGGAAAAGCAGGAGGAGAUCGAAGAGAUUGAGGCAGCCUACAUGGUGGAGAAGGAGCAGCUGGAGGAGCUGAGGGAGAAGUUUGCCCUGCUAGAUCAAGAAUACAGCCAGAUCAAAGAGGAGAGGAGGGUGAAGCAGGAGCAGAAGGAAAAAGCCGAGAAGGAGCUGGCCAUCUUGGUCCGAGCCGCCACUCUCAUCCAGGCCAUGUGGAAGGGCUACCUGGUGAGGUCGCUCUUGCGGACCAAAAGGAAGAAGAAGGGCAAAGGGAAGAAGGGGGCCAGGAGGUGAGCCUCCGCCUGUUCUGGGGUCUUCGAUGCCAAUGGCUGAGCCUCACUUUGAUCAUCUGAGAAAGUCAUGUCAGGCUCCCAGUAAACGUUUCAUCACUUUUAUGUUUAAUAAAACAUUUUCUCUCUUUCUCUGUUUGUGUGGAGAAGAUGUGAGUAAGGAAUCUUUUUUGGCCCACUGGUCCUGGCCAGGAAUCUGAAG
Molecule: messenger RNA, 1630 nt
Organism: Pogona vitticeps (central bearded dragon)
Lineage: Eukaryota; Metazoa; Chordata; Lepidosauria; Squamata; Agamidae
Source: RefSeq, a predicted model, not a curated record